Phaedon cochleariae (mustard beetle) is the source of this 1540-nucleotide messenger RNA. NCBI's taxonomy places the organism in Eukaryota, Metazoa, Arthropoda, Insecta, Coleoptera, Chrysomelidae. The record is from the annotation of a GenBank genome assembly.
UUAACCUAUAAAAAUAUAAAAAUAAAUACUGAGUGACAAUAAACAUAAUAAACCUGGAAUUAAUGAUUUAUCGAUUAAUUGUGAGUAAUAGACAGUGGUAAGCUGAUUAAUAGUUAUGAAAAAUGAUUCCAAAGAACCUUUUCCUCUGGACUAACCAGUUUGAUCAACCGUGCAUUGAUAUAUGCCCAGAGAUCAAGUUGGAAAAAUGUUAUGACAUGACGAUACCCUAUGGUGAUUUUGUACCAUCUGUAAAGGAUUUUUUCAAAAUCCAAAGACUUGAUAAUGGCCAACCAAAGAGAAUCAAUGUGACUGAAGAAGUCCUCAUUUUCUUAUCUUAUCAGCUGAAAAAUGCAACUACUUCUUUUCAACAGGAGUCCUCAAAUGAGGAGACAAUGAAAAUACUGUCAGAACUAUUCUGGGCACUCAGAAAUUGUUCUACCAGUCCUCAAACUCAAAAUUACAUUGUGGAAAAAACAGACAUUUCAGUCAGUGUUGUGAGAUUGUUUGAAUGUGUAAAAAAGCAACAGAAGUUUGUUCAAAUCAUAUUACAGUUUUUACUGAAUCUUAUAUCUGCAAAUAGAACUACUACAGAAACUAUUCAUAACAGAUUCUUUUAUUACAUUAAAAAGUUCAUCAGUGAGAAAAUAUUUGUAUAUGAGUGUUCAGCAUUGGUUUACAAUAUAUCCUUGUUUGUUACCUUAUGUGAUAUAGAAACUUUAGAGAUGAUUUUUGACUUGAAUGAUAGUGAACAUCAAAAUGAGUUCAUGUGCUUUUACUUAGAAAGCUGUGUUUCAAAGCCUGAAUUUUGGAAUAUUUAUGAAGGCCUGAAAGUUGAAAAUAGGUUAAAGAUUCUUGAAAUCCAGAAUCAAAUGCAAAUUCAAAAUAAUCCACAUAGUUUACCUGAUUGUGGGUUGAAUAUUCUCAUCAACAAUUUCUUGAAAAGUGGAGAAACUGUUGUUCAGGCCUACAUGGAGGAUGGCUUGAAAGCUCAUGAAAUAUCUCUGAUACUAGAAAUACUAUCAUCAAUUUCUAGUAGAGAAGAGUACUUGAGCAAAUUGCAAAACUCUAAAGAUAUUCUGAUAAAUGCUGGAGUAUGGCUGAUAAAUGUACACAGACUAGGAAAAACUUCAGACAAUUGUUUUACCCCUGUUCAAAAACUCUCAGAAUGUGAUUCUAUUAGUGGAGAUAUUGGUAGGCAUCCUGCAUUUGGUUUCAAAGCAGAUUUGGUCAGGUUGAUUGGGAAUUUGUGUUGGAAAAAUACCCAACUACAAGAUUUGGCCAGGACUGCAGAAAUUAUACCAAUAAUUUUGGACUGCUGUAACAUGGACACAAAAAAUCCCUUUAUCAUGCAAUGGUGUAUUUUGGCAAUAAGAAAUCUAUGUGAGAAUAAUCCAGAUAAUCAGAAGAUGAUAGCUGGCUUGCAUCAGAAUGGCACAGUUAGUUCUGAAAUCCUUGAAGAAAUGGGUAUAAACUUGCAAAGUGAUAAUGAAGGUCAUCUAAAAAUUGUGUCUUUGGAUUCAUUAAGACAAUAAAUAUGUUC